AUGGUGAAGGACUGCCUACAGUCACGAAUUACUUGUAGUAACUGUGGGAAGUUGAGGCAUGCUGCUAAUGUGUGCUGGGCCGCCAAGAGGGGUGAUAGUACUAGCACCGCACAGAGGCCAGAAUUAAGGGGAAGCACGGGGCAGAAGUCGAGCAUUCCUGGUAGAGUCUUUGCUAUAAGUGGGGCAGAGGCUUCACAAUUGCUUAAUGUGCUAUUUUACUCGGGUGCUACGUACUCUUUUGUGUCUGUGGACUGUGUGAAGAGUUUGAAUCUGUAUAUAACUGAACUACUGUGUAAUGUUGUGGUGACUACCCCUACGAGUAAUCUGGUUAUGAUGUCAUGGUAUGCCCCCCUUUCGUCAAGUGCCUUGCCCGGUUCACUAAGCUGUUGGCCUACCAAGCACUUGCCCGCUACUCCUGCUGCCCGCCAAGCAUGCGAAGCACUUGUUAUCCUUAUUGUUCUCUAUGUUGAGGCCUCCAUGGUUUCGAGCUGA
Molecule: messenger RNA, 492 nt
Organism: Abrus precatorius (Indian licorice)
Lineage: Eukaryota; Viridiplantae; Streptophyta; Magnoliopsida; Fabales; Fabaceae
Exons: 3
Coding region: 1-492 (163 amino acids)
Source: RefSeq, a predicted model, not a curated record